CUUGAAAUUGAACCUUUUGAUGGAAGUGGUGGCGGCCAGCUGGGUGUUCAAUCAUCAAUGGCUUCCGCCCCUGUGCAGCGCCAGCCCCUGGUGAGCUGAUUGCUGCCUCUCUGAUCGCCUGCGCGCUGCAGGCGCCAUGUCCAAGCUACAGGGCCGCCCCGAAGCGGUCGCAAAGCAGAUUACGGCCGUCGCAUUUGGAUUCUACACUGAGGAGGAGGUGCGCGCCAUCAGCGUGAAGCAGAUCACGUCGCCCGUCCUGUUUGACAACCUGCGGCACCCCGCUGCAGAUGGCCUCUACGACGCGGCGCUUGGCCCGCUGGAUGCCAAGGGCAGCUGCGCAACAUGUGGGCUGGGCUACUACGAGUGCCCCGGCCACUUUGGGCACAUUGCGCUGGCGGUGCCGGUGUACCACCCGCUUGUGUUCCCCGUGCUCUACAAGCUGCUGCGUGCCACCUGCCUCCACUGCCACCACUUCAAGAUGGAUGCCAAGCGGGUAGCGCAGUUCUCGCAGCGGCUGCACCUCAUUGCGGCAGGGCGGCUCAAGGAGGCGCUGACCCUGGCUGACAUCUACGGCAGCGCAGACAACAGCGCUAAGAAGAAGAAGGGCGACGAAAUGGAAGGGGAAUCUGUGGAGGACACGCCCCCACUGCCCGGGGUCAGCAGUGCGCUGGUGCUGCAGGACGCGCCCGCGGUGGAUGUGCCGGCAGUGCGAUGGACGUCGCAUUGCCUGGCGGCGGCCCGUGAUGUUGUGCGCGAAUUUUUGGAGAAGGUGCCCAAGGCCAAGUGCGACAACUGCAGCGCGAGCGCGCCCGCACUCAAGGUGGAGGGCAAGAACAAGAUCUUCCAGAUGCCGCUGGCGCCCAAGGCGGAGCGCGCCAAUGCAGUGCUGGGCAUCCAUCUGCGCAGCGUGCUGGAGGGGGCCGCGCCUGUGGAUGUGACCAUGGAGGACACAGCGGGUGCGCAGGCGGUGGAGGGAGACAGCGACGAGGAGGGGGCGCUCCCACUCGCCGCGCCGGCCCCUAAGGCGACUCCGGACAAAGGGAAGCGGCGGCCGCAGUUCCUGACGUCCGUGGAGGUGCGCGAGCACUUGCGGCGGCUGUGGGACAGCGAGGGGCCCCUGCUGCGACUCAUCUGGGCGGCAGAGGCUGGGCCGGUGGCGCGGUCACGUGCCGGCGAGCGUGCGGCGCGGCGUGGCAACGAGGCGGACGCGCUGUUCCUGCAGGCGCUGCUGGUGCCGCCCAACAAGUUCCGGCCCACCAACAAGCUGGGGGACGUGCUGUUCGAGCACCCCCAGAACUUCCACCUCCAGCGCAUCCUGACCGCCAACAUGACACUCGCGGAGCGGCUGCGCGCGGGGGCGGGCUGGACGGCGGCGUGGCUGGAGCUGCAGCAGAACGUGAGCGGCCUGCUCGACAGCACGGCCGCCGCCAGCGCGCGCGCCGCGGGCCCGCCCGGCAUCCGGCAGCAGCUGGAGAAGAAGGAGGGCCUGUUCCGCAAGAACAUGAUGGGCAAGCGCGUCAACUACGCGUGCCGCAGCGUCAUCAGCCCGGACCCGUACAUCGGCGUGGCCGAGAUCGGCAUCCCGCCGUACUUCGCCACGCGCCUCACCUUCCCCGAGAGCGUCACCCAGUGGAACGUCGACCAGCUGCGCGCCGCCGUCGAAAACGGGCCCGACGUGCACCCGGGAGCGACCCACGUGGAGAACGAGCGCGGCGUGCUGGUGAACCUGGCCGGCCGCACGGCCCAGCAGCGUGCGGCGAUCGCGAAGACGCUGCUUUCGCUGCCGGGCGCGGGCGCGGGCACGUCGGCGGCGCGCGAGGGCGCCAUGCAGGGGCGGCGUGCGGCGGCCAAGGCAGUAUACCGCCACCUGCGCGACGGGGACUGCGUGCUGGUGAACCGGCAGCCGACGCUGCACAAGCCGGGGCUCAUGGCACACAGCGCGCGCGUGCUGCGCGGGGAGAAGACGCUGCGCAUGCACUACGCCAACUGCAGCACCUACAACGCGGACUUCGACGGCGACGAAAUGAACGUGCACUUCCCGCAAGACGAGCUCGGCCGCGCCGAGGCCGCCGCCAUCGUCUCCGCUGAUGAACAGUACAUUGUGCCCACCUCCGGCGCGCCCAUCAGGGGCCUCAUCCAGGACCACAUCGUGGCUGCGGCCUUGCUGACGUCACGCGACACGUUCCUGACUCGCUCUGAGUACGCGCAUCUGGUGUACGCCGGCUGCGGCCCGCUGCGCACCGUGGCCGUGCCGGGGCGCGCUGCGGACGGGCGGCUGCUGUGCGUGGACAAGGUCUACACCGAGGCCGACGUGAAGCUCCUGCCGCCCGCGCUCGUGCGGCCCCGCCCGCUCUGGACGGGCAAGCAAGUGGUGACGACGCUGCUGAACCAGCUGACGGCGGGGCAGCCGCCCCUGACGUUGACCGCUGGCACCAAGGUCCCCGCGGACUACUGGGGCCGCAGCAGCGGCGAGACGGAGGUGGUGCUGGCGGGGGGCGAGCUGGUGGCGGGCGUGCUGGACAAGGCGCAGUUCGGCAAGUACGGCCUCGUCCACGCCGUGCAGGAGCUCUACGGCGCGCAUGCCGCGGGGCGACUCCUCUCCGCGCUCUCGCGCCUCUUCACCGCCUUCCUCCAGAUGCACGGCUUCACGUGCAGCAUCGACGACCUGCUGCUCACCCCCCCGGCCGAGGCCAGCCGUGCAGAGCGCAUUCGCACUGCGGAGAACGAAGUGGGCGAUCGCGUGCACGCCACCUUUGGAGGGGUCGCGGCCAAGGACCAGGAGGUGGCUGACGGCGCGGCCAUCCGCGAAGGCGUGGGUGUGCGGCUGCGCACGGGCGGCGUGGCGGAGGGCGUGCGGCUGGACCUGGCCAUGACCAGCGCGCUGAACCCCAUCACCAGCGCCGUCAUCAAGGACUGCCUGCCGGGGGGGCAGCGCCGCCCCUUCCCGCACAACACCAUGAGCCUCAUGACCGUCACCGGCGCCAAGGGAUCCAUGGUGAACGCGAGCCAGAUCAGCGCUCUGCUGGGGCAGCAGGAGCUGGAGGGCCGCCGCGUGCCGCGCAUGGCCAGCGGCAAGACGCUGCCGUGCUUUGCGCCCUUCGACACAGCGCCGCGCGCAGGCGGCUUCAUCGCCGACCGCUUCCUGACCGGCCUCAAGCCGCAGGAGUACUACUUCCAUUGCAUGGCCGGGAGGGACGGGCUGGUGGACACCACGGUGAAGACGUCGCGCAGCGGGUACUUGCAGCGGUGCCUGGUGAAGAACCUGGAGUGUUUGGCGGUGGGGUACGACCACAGCGUGCGAGACAGCGACGGCGGCCUCGUGCAGUUCCUGUACGGCGAGGACGGCCUCGACGUGACGCGCACCAGCCACCUGCGCAAGCUCGACUUCCUCGCGCGCAACCGUCACGCCGUCACCGCGCAGGCCUGCCUCGACGGCCUUGACGACGCAGGCGUGGAGCGGUUGAAGCACAAAAAGUCCAAGGCAGACCCUACGGCCGGAACGCGCGUCGAGGAGGACGACCCGCGCGAGCAGCAGCUGACGACGGCCCAGGACAGCAACCCCCCCAGCACGCUCGGCGCAGUGUCGGAGAGCUUCCGGGACGCGCUGGAUGGCUUCCUGACGAGCGCCGCCGCCAAGGGGGCGGGCAUCCGCGGCAAGGCGGCGCGCGGCGAGUUCCGGCGGGCCAUGGAGGCGCGCUUCAUGCAGAGCCUGGCGGCGCCGGGGGAGCCGGUCGGGGUGCUGGCCGCGCAGAGCAUCGGGGAGCCGUCGACGCAGAUGACGCUCAACACGUUCCACUUUGCGGGGCGGGGGGAGGCCAACGUGACGCUGGGGAUCCCCCGGCUAAGAGAGAUUCUGAUGACGGCGGCCGCGAAGAUUGCGACGCCCGUGAUGACGAUACCCAUGAGAAAGGGCGUGGCCCGCAGCGAAGCGGAGGCGCUGGCGCGGCGGCUGACGCGGGUGACGCUGGCGGAGGUGUGUUCGGGAGUGGAGGUCGGGGAGCGGCCGCUGGUGCGCGCGGGGGGCAAGAACAGCCGCACGUACCGCAUCACGCUGCGCUUCCACGCCGCUAAGCAGUACCCCGCGGGGCUGGAGCUGAGCCUGGAGGAGCUGGCAGGCGUGGUGCGGGAGGGGUUCGUGGGGCGGCUCAAGGCGGCCAUCAAGGCGGCCAACAAAAAGGGCGCGCGCACGCUGGGGACGGUGCAGGUGAAGGGGGGGGACGAGCAGGCGGGGGAAGGAGACGACGAGGAGGGGGGGGGCGGCGCGAGGCGGGGCAGGAGGAAAGAGCAGGACGAAGACGAGCCGGAAGGCGGCGAGGAGGAGGGCGAGGACUUGGCGCGCGAGACUGCGCGGCACACGCAGAACAAGAGCUACGACGAGCCGGACGAGGAGGAGGCCGCCAUGGCGGACAGCGCGCGGCGGCAGGCCGAGGAGCAGGAGGGGCUCGGAUGGGGGGAGGAUGACGACGGGGGCGAGCGGCCGUCCACGAGCAACAGGGAAAACGGCGAGGAUACAUCAACGGCUGUCGUGCCAGUGCGGGGGAAGACGGGCGCGGCGGGCAAAGCGAAAGAGACGGAGGCGGAGGCGGCAGCCAGGGUGACGGCGGGGGACAACAGCUGCAGUGUAGAAAUCACGGUGCCGGUCGGCUCGCCCAAGCUCAUGAUGCUCGAGAUCGUGGAGAAGGUGUUGGCGGGGGUGGAGGUGCGGCACGUGCCCGGCAUCGCGCGCGCGUUCGUGCUGGAAGGGGAGGACUCCGCGGGGCAGAUUCGGUUACAAACGGACGGCAUCAACUUCGAGGGCGUCAUGAAUUACGCUGACGUCGUGGAUGUCGACAGGAUCACUACCAACGACGUCACCGCCAUGCUGCGCAUGUACGGCGUGGAGGUUGCGCGCGCGACGAUCCUGAGCGAGGUGUCGGCGGUGUUUGGCGCGUACGGCAUCGCGGUCGACCAGCGCCACCUGAGCCUCAUCGCCGACUUCAUGACCUUCCACGGCGCCUACAGGCCGUGCAACCGGCUGGGCAUCGAGAGCAGCCCGUCGCCGUUCCUGAAGAUGAGCUUCGAGACGGCGACCCACUUCUUGACGGACGCCACGCUGCAGGGCCAGACGGACCACCUGGAGUCGCCCUCCGCGCGCAUCGUCGUCGGCCGCGUCGUCGAGGUCGGCACCGGCGCCUUCGACCUCCUCCAAAACGUCGGCCUCGCGCGUCCCGCGGCCGCGCCCGCCAGCAACGGCAGCUAGCCCCCCGGGGCGCACAACAAUAGUGGCCGGAAACCGUGUGUACAGAACGUGCGGGGGACGGUUGUGGUUUAAGAUGGGUGCGUCCUCAGCAGGACAAUGCGAGUUACUUGUUUGAAUGAGCUGGUAAGGCAAGUGUUUUUGGAACCUAUGCUGUUCAACAGGCCAGAGUAAGGUCUGUGUUUUCCGGACUAGUUGCAUACUACCUUUGUCCAAUCUAGUCGGGACUAAAUCCAUCAUGUUACAACUCAACAAGAUUUGCUCAGGCGGCAAGCUUUGCCCUUGUGAGCAAGUGUUCAAGGAGUCACGGCCUGAGCGGAGUCUUAUGCCGGGUGAACCAAUGGGACAGGCUGCCAGAGCGGUGUCUGCGCUGAGCUUCUGGUUGCACUAAGGCUGACGGGACUCUAGUCCAAGCGCGUUGUGAUGGAGUCUCUGAAUUCGUCUGGCCGGCCCUGCGCAGGAUUGUCUAGCUUGCAUGAAGCUACCGUCUCGAUUUUCCCUGCAACGUUUGCCACGAUCGGAUUGCGCCCUUGAUUGCCAACGCUAACAUGUAUAGCCGCAGGACAUUCAAGGGGAUUCUUGUAGAAGAAGGUCCAGGGCACCCUAGCCGCUGCCAGAGCUAGAUCAGUACGAUGGCUGUCCGAUCGCAUAGGCUGGCAUGCAAGCAGAGUUAAAUCUUCGACUGAGAACCGUGACUAAAUUGAGAAUAUGUAUUGCCAAGAGCGGAGAGUAGCACGAGCCUGUGUUUUAUCCCUCGAAUUUAUAUUACGCGAUUUAAUUGGACCCAUUUCGCGUCAAAGUUUUAGAUGGCCCACGGGCCACAACCUUCCUCCCGGCCAAUUUUGCUUAAGUCGUCC
This is a messenger RNA of Klebsormidium nitens, 6093 nucleotides long. The record is from the annotation of a GenBank genome assembly. NCBI's taxonomy places the organism in Eukaryota, Viridiplantae, Streptophyta, Klebsormidiophyceae, Klebsormidiales, Klebsormidiaceae.